Messenger RNA from Closterium sp. NIES-65, 372 nucleotides. Lineage: Eukaryota; Viridiplantae; Streptophyta; Zygnematophyceae; Desmidiales; Closteriaceae. The record is from the annotation of a GenBank genome assembly.
AUGGUCCGGUUCCCCACCCUAGACCCGGCCGAUCCGGUUCCCUUCCCGGAUGAUCCGGUUCCCCAUCCGGAUGGUCCGGUUGAUCCGGUUCCCGACCCGGUACCCCACCCGGAUGGUCCGGCUGGUCCGACUCCCCGCACGGUCGAUUUGGCACCCCACCCGGACCACCCGGAUGAUCCGGUUUCCCCGUCCGGAUGGUCCGACCCGGUCGAUCCGGUUCCCGACCCGGGUGAUCCGGUUCCCCGUCCGGAUCACUACCCGUUUGGUCCGGUUUCCCACCCGGUUACCGGCAACCCGGUUGGUCCGGUUGGUCCGCUUCCCCACCCGGACCACCCGGGAUCAUCCGGUUCCCCGUCCGGAUGGUCCGGUUGA